This is a messenger RNA of Lates calcarifer (barramundi perch), 3137 nucleotides long. It is a transcript of the gene serinc2l, whose product is annotated as serine incorporator 2, like. Gene Ontology annotation, cellular component: membrane. The transcript is spliced from 10 exons. Lineage: Eukaryota; Metazoa; Chordata; Actinopteri; Centropomidae. The record is from RefSeq and is a predicted model, not a curated record. Bases 92 to 1459 code for a protein of 455 amino acids.
GCUUCCGGCAGUUUGUACGUCCUGAUAAUAUUUAACGAGAAGGCGAGAGGCGUCGGAACACCACAGCUAAACUCAGCAUUUUAAUGCCAAAAUGGGCGCUUGUCUGGCCUUGUGCUCUUUAGCCAGCUGUGCCUCCUGUCUGUGUGGCUCAGCACCGUGCCUUCUGUGUGGGUGCUGUCCCUCCUCUAAUAACUCCACCGUCACACGGCUGGUUUUCUCCUUCUUCUUGCUGCUGGGGACCUUGGUGUCGGUCAUCAUGAUCCUUCCUGGAAUGGAGACAGAGCUUCGCAAAAUCCCAGGAUUUUGCCAUGGAGGAACUGCUAUACCUGGCGUUGAAAACGUGGCCAACUGUGAUGUUCUUGUGGGCUACAAGUCUGUAUACCGUAUGUGCUUCGCCAUGACCUGCUUCUUCUUUCUCUUCUCCGCCAUUAUGAUCGGUGUCCGUAGCAGCAAAGACCCACGUGCAGCUAUUCAAAAUGGGUUCUGGUUCUUUAAGUUUCUGAUCCUGGUGGGAAUAACAGUGGGAGCUUUUUUCAUCCCUGACGGAACAUUUCACACUGUGUGGUUUUACUUUGGAGUCGUGGGAUCCUUCAUUUUCAUUCUCAUCCAACUAAUUCUCCUCAUCGACUUUGCCCAUUCCUGGAAUAAGGUGUGGGUAGAAAAUGCUGAAAAUAGCGACAACAAAUGCUGGUUUGCAGGUCUACUGACUUUCACCUUCCUCCACUAUGCCCUGGCUAUCACUGCUGUGGUGCUUUUCUACAUUUACUACACACAGUCUGAUGACUGCACAGAGCACAAGGUCUUCAUCAGCCUCAACCUUAUCUUCUGCGUCAUCAUCUCCAUCGUCUCCAUCCUACCCAAGAUACAGGAAGCCCAGCCUCACUCCGGUUUACUCCAGGCUUCACUCAUCUCCCUCUACACCAUGUAUGUCACUUGGUCUGCAAUGACCAACAAUCCAAAUCGGAAGUGUAACCCCAGCCUAUUGGGUCUAGUGUCGAACGUUAGCACCACUGAACCAUCUGGUGACAGCACACCAGGACAGGUGCAGUGGUGGGAUGCUCAGGGCAUUGUUGGUUUGGUCAUCUUCCUCUUCUGCACUCUCUAUGCCAGUAUCCGUUCGUCCAGUAACACCCAGGUAAACAAGCUGAUGCAGACAGAGGAGGGCGGAGGUUCAGGUGGAGAGGCCGUAGUGGGAGAAGACGGUAUACGCAGAGCUGUGGACAAUGAGGAGGAGGGAGUCACCUACAGCUACUCCUUUUUCCACUUCCACCUCUGUCUAGCCUCUCUGUACAUCAUGAUGACCCUCACCAACUGGUACAAACCAGACACAACCACCCAGGCCAUGCAGAGCAGUAUGCCAGCUGUGUGGGUGAAGAUGAGCUCCAGCUGGCUGGGCCUUGGGCUCUACCUCUGGACCCUCAUCGCCCCCCUCAUCUUCCCUGACAGGGAUUUCAGCUGAGCACGCCUUGUCUUUUGGCAAUAUUUGGUCCUCUUUUUUGGGGGUUUUUUGUUUGUUUGUUUUUUUUGCCUAGUGUAUUUGGCAGUGUGAAGAAUGCUAUAAAGGAAAUAGGAAGGAUCUUAUAAAGGAAAUACUUUAAAUUUCUUUUUCAAAUACUUGCUUUUGCAAUUAUGUUUCUAUUGUUUUACUUCUCUUGGUAUGUUUAUUGAGUGUUGUAAUCUCUACAGAUGUUUGAAGGUGUAAGUGGAAUUUUUUUGUUAGUCUGUUGAUGAUGGUUUUAACCACAAGAAGUUAUUUUCUUUGCCAGUGAUGCACCUUGAUAGGCUACUCCCUACCUUCUGCUGGAUGUGGUACGGUUGUGUAAGCUUCAUUAUAUUUUUGCAGAAUUUUAGUUAACUGGACUAUCACAAAGACUCAGCAACAAGGCACUUUCUCAAUACCUCAGAUGUUUCAGUUACAGAUUCCUUCCCCUUCGAAGGCCUGCAAGAUCAGACCUCUCUGGUCUGGAGUACCCCUGAUUAGCUGGACUGUCAUAGUGUGGGGGGAACCAGGGUAGCCCUCCUUAGGAGCCCCAGAACGAGGUGAGUGUGAGAGCUAGAUAAGACUAAUAUGACACACCCCGCAGAUCAUAACAGGGCUUCCCCUUUGCUGCUAGGCUGUAUGCAAAUCCACGUCAUUGCACCUUGAGCCAGAGAGUCAACCAGUCUAAUCUCAGCUCUUCCUCGCCUACUUCAGUCCAAGGUAAUUUAUCUCUGGUGCUAUUCCUCUACAUGUCUGACUGUGUUCAGCCUUGUACAGCCACGGGCAACAAUCUGUACAUGUACUGCAGCCUGUUUGCAGCAGGGAGACAUGUAUUGAUCCACAGCAGUCAGCAUCAUGCAAUGUGCAGUGGUACGGUUCAGGAGGUGAUAGCGUGAACUCCAUACUACCUGUGCUCUCACAAAUGCCAUUAUUUCCAGAAUGUUGCAGAGCGUGUUAUUCAAUUUAGGGAAAAAAGGGAAUUUUAAAUGUUGCAAUGUACAAAACAAUAACAAAGCAUUUCAGAAAUGAUAAAUUGCUGUUAAAUGAUAUUGACUUUCAUAGUAUGUCAAUGGUUGUAAUGGUGGUACAGUAAAUUUAUGCAUUAUAUAGUAGUUACCUCAAUUUCAAUAUGACUGGAUUGAGUUAAAAUAAGAUCAGUAUAUUUUGUACUUGUGAAAAAUGAUUUUGGUACAAUCCUGAAAAUGUUAUCCUUUGUCUAUGUCAUGUUCUUUUCCAACAUUUCAACACCCACACACACACAUGAAUCAGACACUCUCUCUGGCUGCAUGUGAAUAUUGUGAAUGGAGGUUUUCAAAGUGUUGUGAUAAAUUGAUUUUUUAAAAAUAUUAAUUUUGUUUACCAAACAUGUUAAAUGUAAUUUACAUUUAGCCAUUAAUACCCUAAUAAGGAAAUUACUUAGAUUUGCCAGUGUAAGAUAAUAACAUGUAACAUUUCAGAACACUAUUAAGUGCCUUUUUGUAGUCCCGCGUUUCAAAAACAGUUUACCACUAAUAACGACAUGUGCUUAUUAUGCCUUGCCUAACACAGUGUGGUGAGUCAGUCAUUGCAUGCCAUAAGGUAUAGGCUUAUGGCAUGAAUUAAUAUUGUAAUUAAUGUAUAAACAUUGUUUUUAAUAAAGAUGAAAAAGUUUCACUCA